CCCUAUAAGCCCCGCCCCCUACCUCCAUCCCCGCGUACUUCCGGGUGGGGGCGGGGCGGAGCCGCCAUGGCCGCGCUGUACGGCGGCGUGGAGGGGGGGGGCACCCACUCCCACGCCGUGCUGGUGGGCGCCGAUGGCCGCGUCCUGGCCGAGACCGAGGGGCCCUGCACCAACCAUUGGCUGGUGGGCACAGAGCUGUGCGCGGAGCGGAUCCAGGCCAUGGUGGAGGAGGCGAAGCGCCGUGCAGGGCUGGGCCCCGCUGUGCCGCUGCGCGCCCUGGGGCUGUCGCUGAGUGGGGGUGACGAGGAGGCCGCGCUCACAGCGCUGCUGGCGGAGCUGCGCCGGCGCUGCCCGGAGCUGAGCCACAGCUUCUGCGUCAGCAGCGACGCCAAGGGAGCCAUGGCCACCGCCACCGACCGUGGUGGCAUCGUGCUGAUCGCCGGCACCGGUUCCAACUGCCAGCUGGUGAACCCCGAUGGCACGGAGAGCAGCUGCGGUGGUUGGGGUCACAUGCUGGGCGACGAGGGCUCGGCGUAUUGGAUCGCGCACCGGGCGGUGAAGGCUGUGUUUGACAGCAUGGACAACCUGGAGGUGUCACCGCACGACGUCGACUACGUCAAGCAAGCCAUGUUCCAGUACUUCCAGAUCUCCAACAGGAUGGGGCUCCUGCCGCACCUCUACCGCAACUUCCAGAAGGCCGAGUUCGCGGGGUUCUGCCGGAAGGUGGCAGAGGGUGCCCACGCUGGGGACGCGCUGUGCCGCCACGUCUUCCUGCAGGCCGGGGAGGUGCUGGCCCGCCAUGUGCUCGCCGUGCUGCCCCGCGUGGAUGAGAGCCUGUUCCGGGGGGAGCUGGGGCUCCCCAUCGUCUGCGUGGGCUCCGUCUGGAACAGCUGGGAGCUGCUGAGAGAAGCUUGGAACCGUUUCCCCCGUCCUCUCAUCCGGCGCUGCUCUGGAGUCUGUCCCCCUCCUCCUCACAGCCCUGUGGAUUCUGAAGGCCAUCCCAGCUUCCCUGGAGGCUGCACCCCUGCAGCUGCGCAGCCCCAGCCGUAGGAGGAGCCCUGGAGAUGUCAGAGGUUUGGAGCACCUCCCUGCAAGGACACGGGGAGGGAACUGGGGCUCUGCAGCCUGCAGGAGAGAAGACUCCGAGAAGACCUGAUAGUGACCUUCCAGGACCUGAAGGGGGCCGACAGGAAAGCUGUGGGAGGGAUGUUUUAUAAGGGCACGUACUUAAGGACAGCAUGCAAGGACCUUUCCAACCCAGCCAUCCCAUGGCUCUAUCAUCUGUAAGGACCUUUCCAACUCUACCAUCCCAUGGAUCUGUGAUCUGUAAGGACCUUUCCAACCCAACCACCCCAUGGCGAUAUGAUCAGUUAGGACCUUUCCAGCCCAACCCACAUCUCUAUGACCUGUUAGGACCUUUCCAACCCAACCAUUCCACGUCUCUGUGACCUGUUGGGACUUUUCCAACCCAACCCAACCACCCCAUGGUGUUGUGAUCUGUUAGGACCUUUUCAACCCAACCCAACCAUCCCAUGUCUCUUAAGACCUUUCUAACCCAACCAUCCCACGACUCCAUGACCAGUUAGGACCUUUCCAACCCAACCCAACCCAACCGUCCCACGUCUCUGUGAUCUGUAAGGACCUUUCCAAUACAACCCAACCCAACCAUCCCAUGACUCUGUGAUCUACUAGGACCCUUCUAACCCAAUCACCCCAUAUCUCUGUGACCUGUUAGGACCUUUCCAACCCAACCCAACCACCCCAUGAUGAUGUGAUCAGUUAGGACCUUUCCUGCUCAUCCCAACCAUCCCAUGGCUCUCUGAUCUCUUAAAUUUUUUUUCAACCCAACCAGCCCAUGGCUCUGCGAUCUGUAAGGACCUGUAGGGUCUGUUAGGACAUGUAGGGUCCACAAGGACCUGUAGGAUCUGUAAGGACCUGUAGAAUCCGUAAGGAUCUGUAGGAUCCAUUAGGAUCUGUAGGGUCCGUAAGGAUCUGUAGGGUCUGUGAGAACCUGUAGGGUCCGUAAGGUCCUGUAGGAUCUGUAAGGAUCUGUAGGAUCUGUUAGGACCUGUAGGGUUCCUAAGGACCUGUAGGAUCCCUAAGGAUCUGUAGGAUCCAUAUGGACCUGUAGGGUCUGUAAGGUCCUGUAGGGUC
Messenger RNA from Phasianus colchicus (ring-necked pheasant), 2154 nucleotides. RefSeq names its product N-acetylglucosamine kinase (gene NAGK). Gene Ontology annotation, molecular function: N-acetylglucosamine kinase activity. The record is from RefSeq and is a predicted model, not a curated record. NCBI's taxonomy places the organism in Eukaryota, Metazoa, Chordata, Aves, Galliformes, Phasianidae.